AUAAAAAAAGCGGCAGCAAUAUAAUCAAAGGAUUUGUUUUUUAAUUUUGUUUUUUAUUUUUGUGACAAGGAAAGAGACUUAUUCAAGAUGCAGCAAAUAACGGAAUAUCACUUUGAAGAGACUCGCAAAAUGCAUGGCGUGAAACGUGUGCUCAUCUUUUGCCUUAUGAUAGUGAUUAUACCAGCUACAUUGAUCAUUAUGCCUUUAUAUUUACGUAGAACGGUUUUCGCCGAUGUGGUUUAUCCUGUGGCCGAAUCGGAUAUUAUAGAAAUUCGUGCCGGAAUCUCAUCGAUCUUCUGUUCGAAGCACACUCUGAAAAUGGAUAGUCACUUCAAUGCAUUUCAAUUGCGUAACAAGCCAGAGAUCUCAACUAAUCGCAAACACAUUCGAUUGAAGAAAUCAAUGACUCUGCCGGAUGAUACAUUGGAAUAUUGGGGCUUCUUUUUAUUGGCCGGUGCAAGUGUGAAAUUCAAGUUCUGCUCCCGUUACGAUGGCUCCCGCAUCAUGGUGGUGAAGGGUGAUCGUGAAUUGCAACUUUGUGGUCUAACCGAUCAUAAUAAGAAUAAAUUUGGUGCCAACUAUGCCCAGGGACAUGAGCAAGUGCGUGUAUUCUUUGAAGAUGUGGUCGAAUUGCAGAGUGAGAAUGCUCCCAACGAGGGCGUGCUUGAGCAGGAGAAUAAUGCUGGCGAGGAUUUGAGUGAUGACCACAUUGCUGCCACAAAUGCCACCACACUUGACAAUACAACAUUAACCUCUAUGUCUUCGACAAAUGGCAAACAUCCUAAAAAGAAGCUAAAGAAAGGCACUCCACAUCACUCGGAAAAUAGCGUAGGUGGAAAUGUCACCGCAAGUGAACCUCUUGAGACACGGACUAGACGGCAUCAUGGCCAACAUUUAUCACACUCAGAACAUGCUCAAAAGAAACGUGAGCUCUACGAUCAGCUAUAUAAACGCCCGAAGCGCGAAAAUGUCUAUGAUCGAAAGUAUAGUCAUGGCGGAAAUGCCAUGAACUUUACGGAAACCGAUGAAUCGAAUUCGGUUUCCAGUUUUGAAAAUGGACUUAUAGCUUGUUUUCGUCAUGGCUUGUUGCUGGCCAAGUUCUUUAACUCGAGCUCAGCGUGCACCAGUGCCCAUUAUCUGGAGAAUGCCACCCAUGGGGUGGCAAAUGGCACCCAUGAUAUUACACAAGCUGGAUAUUAUUAUUAUAUAUUUUAUAGUGACAAUGAUUUAGUUAGAAACGAUAUUCAUGCCAUAUUUGAUAUUUAUAAGCCAACGUUUCAAUAUUCGAAUCUAAGCGAAUCGCAAAGCUGUUUAAAUACCACUGAAUGCAGUUUCAAUAUCAGUUUCCUAUCCGAUGAAAUAGUCGUUGUCGAAGUACCCACCAGAGAUGGUAUUGAGCAUGAGGCGGAUGAUAUUACAAAUCUAAUAUCGACAUGCCAUCCACGUAGUGAGAUCUAUGCCAUAUUCCCCAUUACGGUAUUGGUGCUAAUAUUGUGCUGCUCCUUUCUAUAGUCUUAAGGCGAAACGAACAACAACCACAGCAACAACAACAAAAAUCAACUGGUAGGAAAUAUUGUGAUAUUUAAAUACAUAUAUAUUUAUAUAUAUUGAGCUAAAAACUAAGUGAUAACUGUGAGGAUACAAAUCUAUAUGGCCGGCCCACGUAAUUACCAUACUAAAUAGCUAGUAUGCAGAGCUUAACACACACAUAUUAGCCAUAGUAGAAAAUCACAAAAAAUAUAAAUCAUAUAUAUGUAAUAUCUAUAAGAAAAGAACAGUCUGAACAAUAUGUAAAUUAAAACAAAUCACUGAAAAUAUAUUCUUUAGAAUAUAAUAACGAUUUAGCCUAAUUUUAAGCAAACAAGCAUUUCGGUUUUAAGAAUUUGUGUAAACUACAUGUAAAUCUAUUGUCUACUAUUAAGACAACAAAAAUGUUAAUAAAUUAAGAAACUACAUUUCAUUUUUAAAAUAGUAAAAAAAUAUUUCAAGCACAGACUGGCAGUAUCAAAAUUUUCUAAACUUUAUUUUCAAUCAAGGAUUACAGGAAAAUUUUAAACAUUUCAAAUCUAAAGAAAAUGGUUUUCAAUCUAAUUUAAUUAACGGUCACAGGAAAUUUUUAAACCUUUCAAAUCUUAAGAAAAUGGUUCUCAAUUCAAAUGGCCACAAAUUUAAGUUCUAUAGAAAUUAUACGCUAACAUUCCAUGGUAGUUAGAACUAUCACAAAGAUUUAUAGGAAAUUUGUAAGAAGUUACAAUGACAUAUUCUUUAAAAUGCAUAAUUUUUAAUAUACAGUUCAGCUCUAUUUAUAAUAGAUAUAUGUUAAAUAUAAUAUAGUCCACUUCUCUGGCGUUAGAGUAUAUAUAAUUCAAAUUCAGAUAUAACUUCCGGUAUUCUUUGUGUGUGUUUUUUUAAACAAAUUUAAUUGCUGUAAAUGCCUCAAAUAAGUUCCAAAUCACUCGGCAGGGGUUCAAACAAUAGUUCAAUUUAUCUAAAUUUUUAUUGUUAAUUGAAAAAAUCUAUUAAGUCAUUAAAAAAAACAACAUAAAUUGCAAUGUUUCCCCUGACAGAACAGUAAUAAUUUAGACACUUUGUUAAACUGACUGAGUGGAACUUUUAUAUUAUUUUUCUAUUUUCUUUUUUUUUUCAUUUUUUGUGAUACCUAAUGAUAAAUUUUUAACAAGAUUUGAGAGCAGACAAAAUAUAUUGUUGCUAUCAUUUGGUCUGUUUAUUCUUGUUAUUAAUUUUGCCUAAUUCACACAUUGUUAUUUUAUUUUCUGAUUUGGGCACGAGUAUAAUGCAAAUAUUUACACGAAUUGUCUGUUUGUACUUGAAAUAAUAAAUGAAUGGAAAUCAACAUUGUCAUCAGAAAUGAAUUAAUUUCAUUGGCAUGGCACAAAUGUUUAUGAGAAUUAUACCAACGAUGAUAAUCAUGAUGAUGAUGAUGAAGAUAAUAAAAUAAAUAAUAACAAUGGGGAUGAGAAGACCUAAAGUGCCUUAUAGAAUUUAGUGAUUAAUCAAUUAUGUAAUGUAUGUUGUAAAACAAAUUUGAUAAUGCAAUAAAAUGUAGAACUGAAAUAUAA
Messenger RNA from Drosophila willistoni, 3080 nucleotides. RefSeq lists its product as uncharacterized. NCBI's taxonomy places the organism in Eukaryota, Metazoa, Arthropoda, Insecta, Diptera, Drosophilidae. The transcript has 2 exons. The record is from RefSeq and is a predicted model, not a curated record. Bases 88 to 1512 code for a protein of 474 amino acids.